Prosopis cineraria is the source of this 1286-nucleotide messenger RNA. Its product is annotated as protein DUF642 L-GALACTONO-1,4-LACTONE-RESPONSIVE GENE 2-like. NCBI's taxonomy places the organism in Eukaryota, Viridiplantae, Streptophyta, Magnoliopsida, Fabales, Fabaceae. The record is from RefSeq and is a predicted model, not a curated record. The transcript is spliced from 3 exons. The coding region runs from base 44 to 1147 and encodes 367 amino acids.
CCCGCUCUCUCUCUCUCUCUCUCUCGUCAAUUUGUGCUUCACAAUGCAGAAGCUUGAAUUUCUGUUGCUGCUAGUUCUUGCAACCUGCUGCACUACUUUUUCCAUUCGUGAUGGUUUACUUCCCAAUGGUAACUUUGAGCUUGGCCCUGAACCAUCGCAGAUGAAGGGCACAGAAGUCAUGGCUCGCAAUGCCAUACCCAAAUGGACAAUUUCUGGUUUCGUUGAGUACAUAAAAGCAGGCCAGAAACAAGGUGACAUGAUGCUCCUUGUGCCUGAAGGAUCCACUGCUGUGAGGCUUGGGAAUGAAGCUUCCGUCAAGCAAAAGUUGAAGCUUGUGAAGGGAAUGUUCUACGCCAUAACUUUCAGUGCAGGUCGUACAUGUGCACAAGAGGAGAAGAUCAAUGUGUCUGUUACACCCACAAGUGAGAAGAGUGAUUGGGGUGCGUUUCCAAUCCAGACAGUGUAUAGCAGCAAGGGAUGGGACUAUUAUGCUUGUGGGUUCAGAGCAGAUUACCCAGAAGUUGAGAUUAUGAUCCAUAAUCCUGGUGUGGAGGAAGAUCCUGCUUGUGGACCCAUUAUUGACUCUGUUGCCAUCAAGGCCUUGAAUCCUCCAAGAAGAACAAAUGUAAACCUGCUGAAAAAUGGUAACUUUGAGGAAGGUCCAUAUGUAUUGCCAAAGGCAGAUGUUGGGGUUCUGUUGCCACCCAAUAUUGAGGAUGCUCACAGCCCAUUACCAGGAUGGAUAAUAGAGUCUCUCAAGUCUGUGAAGUACAUAGACUCUGAUCACUUCUUUGUGCCUAAGGGCAAAAGAGCCAUUGAACUUGUUGCAGGGAGAGAGAGUGCCAUCGCGCAAGUGGUCAGAACACAGAUUGGCAAGACUUAUGUGCUGUCAUUUGCUGUGGGUGAUGCUAACAACGCUUGUGAAGGUUCCAUGACAGUGGAGGCAUUUGCAGGCAAAGAAACUGUGAAGGUUUCUUAUGAUUCUAAAGGCAAAGGAGGGUUCACAAGAGGGAAGCUUCGGUUCAAGGCUGUAUCAUCUCGCACUCGCAUUACCUUCUUUAGCACAUUUUAUAGUGUGAAGACUGAUGGCUCUCUCUGUGGACCUGUUCUUGAUGAUGUCACAUUGUUGGGUGUUCGUUAUCCUUGAUUGGAUUGAUUGUGAAUUAUGCUGAGAUUGUGCAUUGUAAUUGCAAAUCCACCACAUCACCAAAUUAAUUCAAAUUAGGAAGCCAUGUGUAACUUCAAAAGUUGAUUGGUCAUACAAUUAUCCAUUUCUUUACUUUAAA